AUGUCGGAAGAGGACAAGCUUGCCCAAGUCUGCGAGGUGUGCCACCUUGAUGUGGAGGCUGCGCGCCAUUUGCUGGACGCGUGCCAGUGGAACGUGGAGGAGGCCUUGACGCUGCAUUUUGCUGGGGAUGCCCUCACUUCGCAGUCUCAGGCCAGCGUGCAAGGGCCCAGCUCUGCAACAAGCAGCAGUCGGCCUGGACGUUCCGAAAGCUCUGACGCCACGCCGACUGCGGCAACGGAGCGAGUGGGCUUCUUGGGCUCCCUCGGCAAAGUUGUCGCUGCUUCGGUCCAGGCCUUCACUGGCAUCGCCUCUGAGGACUUUGACCAGUGGUUCCUGGACCGUUUUGGACAGCCCGUGCCGGCUUUCUGCAAGACGACCUUCGGCGACGCCGUGCAGCGCGGGCUCAGUGAGGGGAAGCUGGUGAUGGCAUGGUUUCACGAGGCAGAGGGACCGGCGACGGAGAAAUUCUGCAGGGAGCUGCUCCAGAAUGAGUUGGUGCUGGCCAUGCUGCAGGAUACCUUUCUCCUGUGGGCUGGCGAUGUUUGCCGUUUUGAGCCUUCGCAGAUAGCGAGGCUGUUCGGGCUAACGAAGUUUCCGAGCCUGGUCUUGCUCCAGCCCCUGGCCAAUGGCUUCGGCACAGACUUUUUGUGCGUCGAAUGGCCCCUGGGAACUUUUUGCCAGCCACUACAUCGCUGUUUGCCCGAGCAAGAUGGGUCUGCACCCGACAUCGACCUGGCCAUAGCAACCCUCACGACGACUUCGCAGGACUUCCUGGAAGAGGUGCAGAUGGAGCAGGAAGGCAUGUUGUCUCAGCCGCACCUCGAGGAGCAGCGCCAGCGACGCACCGCUCAGCUGACGGAAGCUCGGCAGCUGCGCGAGCAGCAGGACCGCGAGUACGAAGAGGCACUCCUCCAGGACCAGCUCGCGGCGGUGCGCCGCGCCGAGGGCGGCGAGGAGGCAGAGGCCCUGCCAGCGGUGGAUGCAGCCGCAGAGGCAGAGGCUGCGGCCGAAGCAGCGCGCGCGGCCGAGGAAAAAGCCGCAGCGGAGGAGGCGGCGGCAGCUGCCAAAGCAGCUGCCAAAGCAGCUGCCAAAGCAGCGGAAGCGGAGGAAGAGGCGAGAAGGCAGCGCGGAGCCGAAAUUCUGGCAGCUCCAGAGCCUGCCACUGGUGCCGGGCCCACAGCAAGGAUCCGGCUCCAGCUGCCCUCGGGAGAGCGCCUGCAGCGCAACUUCCGCGCAGACCAGAGCUUGGAGGAGGUCUACGAGUGGGCCCACUGCUGCCGCCCGCAAGCAAAGCCGAAGUGCUUCGAGCUUUGCAUCAGCUUUCCUGCAAGAACCUUGACUGAGCGGUCAUCUACCCUCAAGGAGUUGGAUUUGGUGCCCAGCGCUGCGCUGGUUCUCCGUGACGCGGAUAGCUGA
Molecule: messenger RNA, 1416 nt
Organism: Symbiodinium natans
Lineage: Eukaryota; Dinophyceae; Suessiales; Symbiodiniaceae
Source: the annotation of a GenBank genome assembly